This is a messenger RNA of Fulmarus glacialis (Northern fulmar), 1086 nucleotides long. RefSeq names its product torsin family 3, member A (gene TOR3A). Gene Ontology annotation, cellular component: nuclear envelope; endoplasmic reticulum lumen. Lineage: Eukaryota; Metazoa; Chordata; Aves; Procellariiformes; Procellariidae. The record is from RefSeq and is a predicted model, not a curated record. Gene Ontology annotation, molecular function: ATP hydrolysis activity; ATP binding.
GGCCCCGUGGCGGAGGGGGGACUGUGGGGCAGGAUGAGGUACGAAGCCAUGAAGAAGCACUUGGGAGCUGUGGGUGCCCUCUCCAAGCAGUAUUGGCAGUACCUGACGUGCAAGGUGUGGCAAGAGGGCUGCAAAGAGGAGGAGGAGGAGGAGGAGGAAGAGGCCAGCCCCGGCCCAGGCUGGAGCUUGCCUCUGGUGGGCCAGGAUUACCUGGAGAUCCUCUCUGCCUGGUACUGCAGCUUCGGCAAGUGCUGCAAGACAGGAGACUGCAGGAUAGUCAACAAUAUCACAGGGCUAGAAGCAGACCUCGAUGGGCAGCUCCACGGGCAGCACUUGGUCAAAGAAGUCGUCAUCCGGGCGGUGCAAGGGUUCCUGCAGAGCCCACGGCCGCAGAAGGCGCUGGUCCUCUCCUUCCACGGCUGGUCCGGCACAGGCAAGAACUUUGUGGCCCGGAUGCUGGCCAGUCACCUCUACCGGGAUGGGCUGAGGAGCAAGUGCGUCAGGGUGUUCAUCUCGCUCUUCCACUUCCCCCAUCACAAGUACGUGGACUCGUACCAGGCUCAGCUGAAGAAGCAGAUAAGCGACACUGUGCAGCUCUGCAAGCAGUCCCUGUUCAUCUUCGAUGAGGCGGAGAAACUUCAUUUCAGCCUCCUGGAUGCCAUCAAGCCCUUCAUGGCUCACUACGAUAACAAGGCCCAGGUGGAUUACCGGAGAUCCAUCUUCCUCUUCCUCAGCAAUCUCGGUGGCAACACCAUCAAUGAGGUAGCCCUGGAUUUCUGGCGAGCCGGCCGGGCACGGGAGGAGAUCUCCAUGGAGUUCCUGGAGCAGCGGCUGCGGCUGGAGCUUGCAGAGAACGGUUACGCCCACAGCCACCUCCUCGAAGAGAACCUCAUUGAUUUCUUCGUGCCGUUCCUGCCCCUGGAGUACCACCACGUGAAGCUCUGUGCACGGGAUGCUUUCCUGGCGACCGAGACAGCCCUCGACGAGGUGGCCAGGAUGAUGGUGUUUGUCCCCAAAGAGGAGAAGCUUUUCUCUGCACAGGGCUGUAAAUCUGUAUCCCAGCGCAUCAGUUACUUUCUUCCUUGA